AUGUCUGAAAAUUCAUCACCAAAAUUAGAAUCAACAUCAGCAGCAGCAGCAAGUACAAAAAAACCAUUCCCAGAAUGGAUUAAACCUAAAGGCAAAGAAACUGAAUUAUUAAUUAAUAAUAGUUUAACAGGUGGUAAAGUACCAUUCGUUUUCAAUGAAAGUGGUAAAGGUAGAUCAUUAACAUGGUAUGCUUGUGGUCCAACAGUUUAUGAUGCAUCACAUAUGGGUCAUGCUAGAACUUAUAUUAGUUUUGAUAUCAUUAGACGUAUUAUGAAAAAUUAUCUUGGUUUCAAUAUCCAAUAUGUUAUGAACAUUACCGAUAUUGAUGAUAAAAUCAUUAUUCGUGCAAAUGAAAAUGGUAUUUCACAUAGUGAUCUUUCAAAAAAAUGGGAGACUGCUUUCUUUGAAGAUAUGAAAUUAUUAAAUGUAUUACCACCAGAUGCAUUAACAAGAGUUACAGAAUAUGUACCACAAAUUGUUGAAUAUGUUGAAAAGAUUAUUUCAAAUGGAUUUGCAUAUGAAUCAAAUGGAUCAGUUUAUUUUGAUACAGUAGCAUUUUCAAAAGCACAUGAUUAUGGUAAAUUAGAACCAAAUUCAGUUGGUAAUGAGAAAUUAGCAGCAGAGGGUGAAGGAUCAUUAACAGCAACAUCAGCAGUUUCAGAGAAACGUAGUGGUUUUGAUUUUGCAUUAUGGAAGAAAUCUAAACCAGGUGAACCAGUUUGGAAUAGUCCUUGGGGUGAGGGUCGUCCAGGAUGGCAUAUUGAAUGUUCAGCAAUGGCAUCCGACCUUCUUGGUGGCAAUAUCGAUAUUCAUUCGGGUGGUUCAGAUUUGAAAUUCCCACAUCACGAUAACGAAUUGGCACAAUCUGAAGCAUUCUAUGGCAAUCGUCAAUGGAUUAACUAUUUCGUACACAGUGGUCAUUUAUUGAUCGAUGGUUUGAAAAUGUCAAAAUCCUUAAAGAAUUUCAUCACAAUUAAACAAGCCUUGGAAAAGUAUACUUCACGUCAAAUGAGAAUGUUUUUCAUUCUUCAUAAAUAUGAUAAAGCCAUGAACUAUUCACCAGAGUCCAUGGGUUACGCCAUUGAAAUGGAGAAAACUUUUGUAGAGUUCUUCCAUACCGCCAAACAAAUCCUUAGAGAUUCUCCAUUAUCUUUACCACAAUUUUGGACUCAAGCUGAAAAGGAUUUAAAUAAACAUCUUCAAAAUGCAAAUGACCAAGUUCAUCAAUUCAUUCUUGAUAACUUUAACACCUCUGACGCUUUGAAAACUUUAUCAGAUCUCGUCAAUAAAACAAAUGUUUACAUUAGAUCAUGUGCUGAACAAAAGACAAAUCCAAGAUUAAAUUUAAUUAGUGCAAUCGCAGAGUAUAUCACUUACAUUUUCUCUGUUUUCGGUUUAACCGAAUCUUCAACCGCCUCUUCAAUGAUUGGUUUCGGUUCCGCUGGUAAAGGUAAUAUCGAAGAGGAGAUGACUCCAAUCUUAAAUGCUCUCACUCAAUUCCGUUCAGAGGUACGUGCUUCUGCAAUCGCAAAAGAUACUACCUCAAUCCUUAAAACUUGUGAUAACCUUCGUGAUGAGGUUUUACCAUUAUUGGGCGUAAAGAUUGAUGAUAAAUCCGCAACAACUGCAAUGUGGAAAUUUGAAGAUAAAGAAACCCUCAAAAAAGAAAUUGAACAAAAGAAAGAAAUUGAAAAGAAGAAACAAGCUGACAAGGAAGAAAAAGAAAAAAAAUUAAAAGAGAAAUUUGAAAAAUCAAAAAUUCCACCACAACAACUCUUUAUCAAUGAAACUGAUAAAUACUCAAAAUUCAAUGAAUUGGGUAUGCCAACUCAUGAUAAGGAAGGUGUUGAAAUUACAAAAUCACAAUUAAAAAAAUUACAAAAAGAAUAUGAUAAUCAAACUAAAGAACAUAAUAAUUAUUUGAAAUCAUUAUCAACUUCAACAUCAUCACCAACUUUAACUUCAACUCAAUCACCACAAUAA
Messenger RNA from Dictyostelium discoideum AX4, 1983 nucleotides. It is a transcript of the gene cysS, whose product is annotated as cysteinyl-tRNA synthetase. The transcript is spliced from 2 exons. Lineage: Eukaryota; Evosea; Eumycetozoa; Dictyosteliales; Dictyosteliaceae. The record is from RefSeq and is a predicted model, not a curated record. Gene Ontology annotation, molecular function: cysteine-tRNA ligase activity; ATP binding; nucleotide binding. Gene Ontology annotation, biological process: tRNA aminoacylation for protein translation; cysteinyl-tRNA aminoacylation. The coding region runs from base 1 to 1983 and encodes 660 amino acids. Gene Ontology annotation, cellular component: cytoplasm.